CAUAAACUCAAAUUUAAGCAACCCAAGCAGUUAUUGAUUUAGAAAAUAUAUAACUAAAAGUACAUUUGCUGGAAGUUAAAAAAAAUCUGUGGGCAAAAUGCAAGAAGUAGAGAAUGAUCCAAAGCGAACUAAAAGUUACGUGGAAGAAGUAUUUCGCAAAGUGCAGGCCAAACCCGGCGUGGAGGACAUAUUGAUCAUGAAUCACUCGGGUGUGCCGGUGAAAACCUCGAUGGAUCGUCAGGACGGUUUGCAGUACGCCUGUCUAUAUGACAAUUUGCGGGAGAAGUGCCAGGCGUUCCUCUCCAAAAUGGAGCCAGCCCAAAAUUUGACUCUAUUGAGAGUUCGUACCAAAUAUCACGAGGUGCUCAUUACACCAGAUGCCAAAAUCACCGUUUUGGUGGUUCAGAAUGCCAAGGAUACUUUUCUUAACAUAAAGGGAUAGCAUUGAUAUUAUGAUGUUUAUAAUUACCACACAAGUAUUAAAUAAAGUUUUCAGUUGGACGAUUGCUAUUACCAACUGAAAGUCUUUGA
Messenger RNA from Drosophila sechellia, 531 nucleotides. Its product is annotated as dynein light chain roadblock-type 1. Bases 98 to 442 code for a protein of 114 amino acids. The transcript has 2 exons. Lineage: Eukaryota; Metazoa; Arthropoda; Insecta; Diptera; Drosophilidae. The record is from RefSeq and is a predicted model, not a curated record.